Penicillium odoratum is the source of this 1092-nucleotide messenger RNA. RefSeq lists its product as uncharacterized. Gene Ontology annotation, biological process: DNA recombination; double-strand break repair. Gene Ontology annotation, cellular component: nucleus. The coding region runs from base 1 to 1092 and encodes 363 amino acids. The transcript has 4 exons. Gene Ontology annotation, molecular function: DNA binding. NCBI's taxonomy places the organism in Eukaryota, Fungi, Ascomycota, Eurotiomycetes, Eurotiales, Aspergillaceae. The record is from RefSeq and is a predicted model, not a curated record.
AUGGCUAGCGUUCUACGAUUUGCUCGCUCUGACCGACCAAAUGAAUUCGUUCUUCUCCAUGUGGUGAACGCGGGUCCGGCCCCAUUGGACCUGACCCUCACUGCCACAGAGGGCGAGUGCCCAUAUACCGCCAGAGUCCAGGAGUCCCAUCUGAAGUCUCUGUGCGCCAAAAACUACCAGGGAUCGGAUGAAGAGUGGACCCAGACUAUCGCUCAUGUCUUAGGACAAGCUACCCUUACUCAGAAGCUGCCAGCAUGGUCAGGCGUGGAGGCUUCCAUUGCCAUAACAGGAUUAGAGGAAGAGAAUAAAGAAAUGAUCAUCACUGUCCGAAAAAGAGUGCAGUCUAUCACUCAAAGGCUUGGUGCGAUCACUCUCCAGCAGGAUGACGAGAAAGCGAUCGAGCUGUUUGAAUGGUCUGGUCUUGCUGCUUCCAGAGCUAGCGAGUUAGGAACUCAGGUCAUUGACCUGACGGAGCGAUGCCUUAUCGCAGAGGACACGGUCCGGAACUUGAAUAAGCAACUGGAGACGCUGACACGGGCCAAAACCCAACACGAAACCCAGCUUGUGGCCAAUUUCGUUCAGUUGUUAAACGAGAAAAAGCUCAAGAUACGUAACCAGCAACGGCUCUUAGCAUCAGCAACAGCCGACCCGACGAAAGUCCUAGAGAUCCAAUCAGCUACUAUUAAGCACCACGCAACUGGGGAGGCCACAAAACGAAAUGUCCCCGAUGAGAGUGAUGGAGAUGGUGACACAGAGAAAGGAUUUCAGGAAAUGGAAAUUGAUGAAAUGAAAGCCGAUAAUGUUUUGGAUGGCCAGGACACUGACGAUGAAGGUCUAUUCACGCCACAGCCGCUGGAGGAAGGGAACACAACUACAGAUGACGAAUUCGAUAGCCCGGAACUAGCCCAGUCAACCGCCAAGUCAAAUCGGACCAGGGAUUUGGAGCGUUCGUUGUCCAAAGAAGCGACACCACCACCGCGCAGAGAGCUGCCCUUCAGCAGACGAGAGCCAUCGGCGAAGAAAGGACCAGCCUCCGCUUUAAGUGAGGUUGCCGGAGAAACCGCAGGCGAGACAGAUGAUGAUGAGCUAUGA